CAGAUACAUCAAUGACACCAUCCCGAGUCUCUGGAUCCCGAGAAGUCGCCUCCACCCUCCACAACCUCCACGGUACCGCCCCUUCUCCCAUCCCAUCCACCACUUUCCACUGUUCCAGCCACCUCAAGGACCCUUAAACAAUGAACCACCCACAAGCAUCGGGAAUAGACAUAACAGACCUCCCCAUCAUCCCUCCAGCAGGAGGAGACUCUGACCUGCUCAUCACCCGCCUGCAAGCGCACCUGCCCUAUUCCCUGCCAUUGCUCCGCCGCCUGCAAUGUGCUCGCAACCUCCCCGGCGGCUGCACGCCGCACGCCCACGUGCUGUGUGCGUCGUAUGCACAAGAACAAGGCGAGGCGGGAAAUGGGGAAAGAAGUGUCGUUGUUGUUGUUGUUGACCAGCAGCAGGCCAAGUCCAAGGACUGUGAGGAGUUUGCCGCGGCGUACGUCGACCUCUCGUGCGCGCCCGAGACGCAGUGCUGGAUAUACUCUACCCUUGAGGACGGGGUUACUACUACUACAACUGGCGGGAAGGGUGGUGGCGACGGGGUUGGGGAGGGGGACGAGAGGGAGGAGGACGGGAUCGGUUUGGUCUUGGCUCUGUUGAGGCGGGUGAGGGCUGUUGCGCUUGCUGGCAGCUGUCAGGAGGGCGGUGGUGAGGGUAUGAGUGCGGAUUGGAAGGGGAAGGAGAAGGAGGCGGUCGUGCUGGUCGGCUCGCUGCACGAAGCCAUCCGUCAGAGACUCCUGGCGAGCGGGGUGCGCAUGGCCAAGCCGGCGAACGGGCCUGCCGACCAGGACUGGGAGCUUUGUGACAAAUGGCUGUUUAGGAUUGAGGAUUUUCCCUUGCCCUUGCAUUUGCCCGGUAGUGAGGAGGAUAGGGGUUGGGGGUCGCAGAUACCGCUGCCGGAGGGUAUGCGGUGGGAUAGGGUGCAGAGGCAGGAUCUGGGCUUGGUGCUCGACCGAACUGAUAUCAAGAGGAGGAAGGAGCUUGCUGACGGAACACCAAUUGCAUGGGCUUUCAUGGGGCUUGAUGGGACAUUGAUAUCACUCCAUGUCGAGGAACCAUACCGCCGUCUUGGCCUGGCGAAAGCAGUGGCGUGCAAGCUAAUGCGAGACCACCUGAGAGACUAUGGCGACGAUGGCUGGGGCGCAGCUGAUGUGUUCAUGAUGAACCACAACAGCCAGGCGCUAUGCAAGAGCAUUGGUGGAAAGCUUAGUUGGAUUUUGUCAUGGGCCGAGAUAGAUCUCUCCAGCGUUGGAGAUCCCAUGUGAGAGCUUGAGAGGGAGGAUGCUCAUAACGUCAACCCACGUCCACAUAGGUCACAAACCAGCGAAGUCACUCAGGUCUACGGCA
Messenger RNA from Canariomyces notabilis, 1353 nucleotides. RefSeq lists its product as uncharacterized. The transcript is spliced from 6 exons. Lineage: Eukaryota; Fungi; Ascomycota; Sordariomycetes; Sordariales; Chaetomiaceae. The record is from RefSeq and is a predicted model, not a curated record. The coding region runs from base 141 to 1271 and encodes 376 amino acids.